AUGGCUUUCCGAGCUCGGUCACUGGCGCUCAGUCGCAGCGGCCUCGGGUUUCGGUCCCGAUUGCUGGGAUCAUUUCGUGGCCUGGCGACCGUCACGGAUGGCUCGCGGCCGUACGAUGUCGUCGUUAUCGGGGGUGGUCAUGCGGGGUCAGAAGCCUGCGCGGCUGCUGCUCGUUCGGGAGCGCGCACCGCAUUAAUCACGCCGUCGCUUUCCAACAUUGGGGUGUGUUCGUGCAAUCCGAGUUUUGGAGGAAUUGGCAAGGGAACGAUGAUUCGGGAGGUAGAUGCGAUGGAUGGAGUUGCCGGACGCAUUAUCGACAAAGCAGGAAUCAUGUUCCGCAUAUUGAACCGGUCAAAGGGUCCGGCCGUCUGGGGUCCCCGGGCCCAGAUUGAUCGCGAUCUCUACAAGAAGUAUAUGCAGGAAGAGCUCACCGGGACGGAAGGGCUGAGCAUCGUGGAGGGCAAGGUUGCGGAUAUUGUUGUCUCGAAGGAAGGCAUCGAGGAUAUCCCCGGCGCGCAGGGCAAGAUCGUCGGAGUGAGGCUCGAGUCUGGGGAAAUCAUUCCCACCGGCCGGGUGGUGAUCACGACGGGCACGUUUCUGGGAGGAGAGAUCCACAUCGGACUCAAGGUCUUCCCUUCUGGGCGCAUGGGAGAGGCUGCCACGUUCGGACUGAGCAAAUCCCUUCGGGAGGCGGGCUUCCAGCUCGGACGGCUGAAGACCGGCACGCCUCCGCGGCUGGAUAAGAAAACCAUCAACUUCGCAGCCUUGGAGGUCCAGAGAGGCGACUCGCCCCCGCAGCCGUUCUCCUAUCUGAACAACACCGUUCAAGUCGGGGACGAGGGUCAGCUCACCUGCUGGAUGACGCAUACGAACGAGGCGGCCCAUGACAUUAUCCGCGCCAACUUGGACAAGUCCGUCCAUAUUCGCGAGACCGUGCGGGGACCGAGAUACUGCCCUUCGCUGGAAUCGAAGAUCAUCCGCUUCAAGGACAAGCACCGCCAUCUCAUCUGGCUGGAACCAGAGGGAUUCGCGCCCAACGACGUCAUAUACCCCAACGGCAUCUCCAUGACCGUGCCUGAGGACGCGCAGUUCGCCAUGCUGCGGACCGUCCGUGGCCUCGAAAACGUCCGCAUGCUGCAGCCCGGAUACGGAGUCGAGUACGACUACAUCGAUCCGCGCAAUCUGUGGCCGUCGCUCGAAACCAAGUUGAUCAGCGGCCUCUAUCUGGCCGGCCAGAUCAACGGCACAACAGGAUACGAAGAAGCCGCCGGACAAGGUAUCAUCGCCGGCACCAACGCCGGUCUGUCCGCACAGGGCCGGCCCCCUCUGACCCUCACCCGGUCCGACGGGUUCAUCGGAAUCAUGAUCGACGACCUUAUCACGAAGGGUGUCUCGGAGCCGUACCGCAUGUUCACGACACGCAGCGAAUACCGCAUCUCCACACGCUCCGACAACGCGGAUCUGCGUCUCACCCGCAUGGCACGCAAGGCUGGAAUCGUGUCCGACAAACGCUGGCACCACUUCACCGACACCGAAGCACAAAUCCAGGAACUCCAAACCCUCCUCGCAAACACCCGCAUGUCCUCCAGCGCCUGGUCCCGCAGAGGGUUCAAAGCCCGCACGGACACGUCCAUUCGAUCUGCACUGGACCUCCUCUGUCUGGACGAGGUGGACGUCGACGCCCUCAUCCCGCACAUCGAAUCCCCGUCCGGGGUCGCAUACACGCCGGCCUCGUUCGCCCCCGAGAUCCGCACCCGCGUCGCCAUCGAGCGCCGGUACGCCCCGUACAUCGCGCGACAGGAGACGGCGGCGCGGAAGUUCCUCCAGGACGAAAACCUGCUUCUUCCUGCGGGCCUGGACUAUUCGAAGGUCCAGGGUAUCAGCACGGAGGAGCGACAGGCGCUGGAGCGGGUGCGGCCGCUCAGCGUCGGCAUGGCACGACGGAUUGAGGGCGUCACGCCGGCCGGUGCGUUGAGGUUACUUGCGCAUGUGCGGAAGCAUGUGCCGUCUCCGUCGGGUGACGCUGUUCCCGAGGAGCUUUUGCAGGAGACGCCUUGA
Aspergillus terreus NIH2624 is the source of this 2058-nucleotide messenger RNA. Its product is annotated as tRNA modification protein MTO1. Gene Ontology annotation, biological process: tRNA wobble uridine modification; tRNA methylation. The coding region runs from base 1 to 2058 and encodes 685 amino acids. The transcript is spliced from 2 exons. NCBI's taxonomy places the organism in Eukaryota, Fungi, Ascomycota, Eurotiomycetes, Eurotiales, Aspergillaceae. Gene Ontology annotation, cellular component: cytosol. The record is from RefSeq and is a predicted model, not a curated record. Gene Ontology annotation, molecular function: flavin adenine dinucleotide binding.